AUGCAAUUUAGGGUUACUGGAUGGGAUUCUAAGUGUACAAAAAGAUCUCUAUACUUGCUAGCUAUGUCAACUGAUACCAACUCCUCCAACAACAUCCUUGAAGUCACUUCAAAACCUACAAACGAAAAGGUAGUUGAAGACACCUUGGAACCUACGAACGAGAUAGAGCAAGGGCAUGCUGCGGAUGUGACUAAAGUCGACGCAUCACAGCAAUCACCAAAGGAUGAUAUCGAGCAAGUAGAAUCUGUUGACCCAGACCACGAGCAUGCAAUGGAUGAGACCGUGGCUGAUACUGAUCUCAAAGGACAAGUGAACGUUGCAGUCGAUGAGAAAGUCCAUGUUGUGGAAAAUGAGCAAGUCGUAAUAAAGAAUGAACAAGUGGAAGAUCUGGCUGAGAAAGUGGACGUCAUGGACGAUGAUCAUCAGCAAGGACGUCGAGUGGAUGCUGACCGGGUCAGUAGUGAUGAGCAAGUGAUAGAAGUCAUGGAUGCGGAGAAAGUAGACAUGAUGGACGACAAUGAUCAAGCAACACGUGAACAACCAAUUGUUUCGGAGAAACAGGAGAACUCUACUAAAAGUGAUGGAUCUAAUGAUGAUGAGCAGGAUCCUGCAACAAUGCUGCCCCGUGAUCAACUGCCGGCGGUGGAGGCGCUCCAAAGCCUUGUGAAAUCUGAAGUAGGCGGCUUUGCGGAGAAAGUAGACAUGAUGGACAACGAUGAUCAAGCAACACAUGAACAACCAAUUGUUUUUUAUGAGAAACAGGAGAAUUUGACUAAAACUGAUGAAUCUAAUGAUGAUGAUGAGCACGAUCUUGCAACAAUGCUUCCUCAUGAUCAACAGCGGGCGGUGGAGGAGUGCCAACCCCAUGUGAAAUCUGAGGUAGGCAGCGGUGCUGGCAGCACUCCAGUUACUCAAGGGUACUCUAGGUCGUCGCUCUCCACUUAUUCUGCAUUAUCAGGACCAUCGUCACUCUUUUCCGCAACUAUGGUGGAUUAUGCACCUCAAGAAAAUGACUUCAUCCAAUACUUACUCAACUCUGAGCCAAUUCCCAUGAGCCUUCCCAUGAACCUUAUCCUUGGGAAUAAUCAGCACUCAAAUGUUUCUCGGCCAAAGGGCAUCCAGCAGGCCAAUCGCCAACAUUUUCAGCAAAUGCCUAUCUUUAUACAAAACAUGGCCUCAUCAGAAGACAACAACAGCAACCGUGCUUAUGGAAACUUGCCUCAGGAUCUUCGAUUGGACUCGUCCAUGCUCCCAGUGCUGCCACAGUUGGAGGAUGGAAAUGAUGGAUCCCCCUUUCUGAGGCCACAAACUAAUUUGAACCCCCAUACAAAUCUUUUGGGGGCACAAGAAAUACAAUCUCAGGGCUUGACCCCUAGCCAAGCUGCUCCUGCUGUCAAUGGCAGCUUUUAUUCUCCUGGAACCAAUUUCAGUCAGAUGAACCCGUUUGAUAACAUCCCCGUAGUUCCUCAAGGGAUGCCUGCCAACUUUCUGAACCGAAACAAUGCAUACCAGCCAGUGGCUGGAGAGUUGCCGAGGGCUACCCCUAGACCUAGGAUUUCGAUGAGCAACUGGCAAGAGAAUGUGAAUAUUCCAGCACAGAAUCUCUUAGCCAAUAAUAAUUGGCUUCCUCAGGGUCAGUCCUCGCAGGGACUACAGAACUAUAGCAACAAUGCUUCUGCUUCCAGUUCUAGGGCCAUUAAAAACGCACUGUAUGAUCCUAAGUACGAAGCCAUGGGACUUCCGAUAGAUCCCCACCUACGCCUCUUUCUCGCCCAGCAGAGGCGUGAAAAUGAUCGGACGCAGUGA
Messenger RNA from Malus domestica (apple), 1806 nucleotides. RefSeq lists its product as uncharacterized. The record is from RefSeq and is a predicted model, not a curated record. NCBI's taxonomy places the organism in Eukaryota, Viridiplantae, Streptophyta, Magnoliopsida, Rosales, Rosaceae.